AUGCUAGGCCAUAAGGUUACAUCAUAAGCAACAAAAAAUAUUCCAUUCUAUAAUUAAUUUAUUGCUGGAAUAAAUAAACAAGUAUUUUUACAACUAGGCAUUAGUUAUAAUUGUGAAACACAAAGAAUGAACUCAAUGUAAAUAUUGAUUUAAAAAUUCGGCAUUAUUAUAAGAUUAAAUAUAAUAACUUGUAUAGAGUAAAAGGAGCUUAUUGCAAUAAGAUAAAAUAAACAUUAAAUUAAGUUAACAAAGCAAAUCAAAAUUAAGGAAUUUUAUCCAACUUAAUAUCAAUUGUAUAAAUGAUUCCAUACUAAGUAAUAAACACAUCAAAAUAGCUGUAUCUAUAGUGUAAUUGUUUACCAAAUUAGGUAAAAGAAUUGUAGAUGCAAUAGUACAACCACUAAUAAAUGCUUUGUCAAAAGAUGCUUCUUAAAAUCAUUUUGGAGAUAAUCUUUUAGAUUCCUACUUGCAACUUUCCAAAAACAAUCCCAUAAAAAAUUUUCCUAUCAACAUAAGUGCAAAGCAAUUCAAAAAUUUGACAAAUAGCAAAAACCUAAUAUUAGCAUCGUUUUUAAUAUGUGCUGAAAAUAAUGAAGAGCAUCAACCCAAAUAAGACUUUUCUUGUACCAUAUUUAUCUAAUAACAUUCCUCUAACUAAAGGCAUUACAAUAAUCUAAACGAAAACAGUAAGUUUAUUUUGAAUUGAUUCACGAUGAAAUGAGUUCUUAUUUCAGUUUCCAAUAAUAAUGGGUAAUCCACGAACGAUCGAAAUGAGAACAAGGAUAAACUUGUUGGAAAAAGAAUGACCC
Messenger RNA from Paramecium sonneborni, 809 nucleotides. The record is from the annotation of a GenBank genome assembly. NCBI's taxonomy places the organism in Eukaryota, Ciliophora, Oligohymenophorea, Peniculida, Parameciidae.